This is a messenger RNA of Falco peregrinus (peregrine falcon), 950 nucleotides long. Its product is annotated as vigilin-like. The transcript is spliced from 6 exons. The record is from RefSeq and is a predicted model, not a curated record. Gene Ontology annotation, molecular function: mRNA binding. NCBI's taxonomy places the organism in Eukaryota, Metazoa, Chordata, Aves, Falconiformes, Falconidae. The annotation marks the transcript as partial. Gene Ontology annotation, cellular component: cytoplasm; nucleus.
UUGGAUUACGCAAUAAUCAAGGCUGACCACCAAUUCCACCGACACCUCAUUGGCAAGAACGGAGCUAACAUGAACAGGAUGAAGGAUCUGUACAAGGUGUCUGUGCGCAUUCCCCCGGACAACGAGAAGAGCAACCCGAUCAGAAUGGAAGGAGACCCACAGGGGGUCCCACAGGCCAAGAAAGAGCUGCUGGAACUCGCUUCCCGUAUGGAAAACGAACGCACAGCGGACCUAAUCAUUGAGCAGAAAUUCCACCGGACCAUCAUUGGGCAGAAGGCUGAGCGGAUCUGGGAAAUCCAGGAGAAAUUCCCAGAGGUUAUCAUCAGCUUCCCAGACCCUGCACGCAAGAGUGACAUCGUCCAACUCAGAGGUCCCAAAAAUGAGGUGGAAAAGUGCACCGAGUACAUGCAAAAGAUGGUGGCAGACCUGGUUGAAAACAGCUUUUCUAUUUCUGUCCCCAUCUGCAAACAGUUCCACAAGAACAUCAUAGGGAAAGGAGGUGCCAACAUCAAGAAGAUCCGUAAAGAAAGCAACACCAAAACUGAUCUCCCAGCAAAGAACAACAACUCGGAGACAAUUGUUAUCACAGGCAAGAGAGCAAACUGUGAGGCUGCUUGCCACAGGAUUCUUGCCAUCCAGAAGGAGCUGGUUAGUGAAGCAACUGGCCUUUUGCGGUUGAGGGACUUGACAAUGUUGCUAGAAGACACAGAUACAGAUGUGGCUGUAAUGGGUGAGGGCAGGGUGGAGACAAAUAUGUCGGUCUGUUCUUGACUCGUAAACCAAAGUUUGUGACUGCUCCUGUCAGGAGUAGCCAGUCUCCAAGCCCUCUGCUCAGGCAUUUCUUCCAGAUCUAUAAAGCUCCUAGCAAGGUGGGAGUUAGAGGGUAAGCACAGUGGGUGCAGACACGUUUCUGCAGCUUGACUCAAGAGGCUGGUACUGUCCUCCCUUAG